Molecule: messenger RNA, 7022 nt
Organism: Lycium barbarum (goji berry)
Lineage: Eukaryota; Viridiplantae; Streptophyta; Magnoliopsida; Solanales; Solanaceae
Product: secreted RxLR effector protein 161-like
Exons: 1
Coding region: 5880-6608 (242 amino acids)
Source: RefSeq, a predicted model, not a curated record
UUUCAUUCUUUCUUCCUGAAAAGAUGUGAUUUGCUUUUAUUAGAUUGUCAUUUAUCUUGAAUACAUCCUACUGGAAAACUAGUAUACUGUUCGUCUUCUAUGUUCAUUCAUUGCUCUAGCGGGGUCAUGGAACCAAUAUGGUGCAGUCACGGUAAAAUAAGCCAGAAGAAAAGCACUUCCUUUUCUAAUCCUUUUUAAUUAAAAUGGCAUCGAGGAGAUGCAAAGUACACAAAUAAAUCAUGGCUAAACUCCUAAUACAAAAACUUCCUCUUCUAGACCAGGGACUUUAACUGGAAAGCAAAAGAUAUGGUUUCUAAACCACAGUAAGGGAGCUGAUGAAAUCUAAAAAGGGAACAUCAUUUACAGCCUUACAGGGGAUAGAUUGCUCCAACUGAAAAAGUUCAAAAGGCAAAAAAAAUCAUAGUCUGCUGCUGGGAGCUGGGAUGCCAUCAAAACAUUUGAGAUUCCUGUCUUUCCACCGACACCAAAAAAUACAUGCUGGAAUCAUCUGCCAGGUCUUCUUGACGGUACUGUAACUUCCCAUAGGUCCAAUUAAUUCCAAAAGGUGAAAGAUACGUGUUCUAUAGAUCUGGGGCGACUGGACAAUGUAGGAACAAGUGAUUGAAUGACUCUAGGCUGUUCUGGCACAUGUAGCAUCUGUUAACCAACUGAAAAUUCCUCCUGCAUAGGUUGUCUUGGGUUAGAAUAGCAUCUGUUAGGGCUUCCCAGGGGAAGCAUAUGACUUUUGUUGGAAGUUCAGUCUUCCAUAUUAGUUUCAAUGGCCAGUGAUCUUUUAUUCCCUUCCUUCACAGUGUACAUUCCUUUUUCAGAGCUACCCCAUCUUAAGCUAUCUGAGUUUAGAGGAAGCAUUGAGAAUCCUUCAAGUACUUUGAAUAAAUCAAUAAGCUCAUUAAGUUCCCAGUCCUGCACGUUCCUCCUGAAGUGAGGAUCCCAAAUUUCACCUGCUCUAUUUUAUGUCACUGAUGAGUCACGGUCAGGUGCUCUCUGGUAAAGGUUUGGGUGAGAGGCUCUGAGAAGUUGGUUGUUAAGCCACCUGUCCUUCCAAAAUGUAACAGUUCUGCCAUUCCCAAUCUCGAAGGACACCUCAUGAAAGAAUUCAUCUUUCAGGUUGUUAAUAUGCUUCCAAGGGCCAAUUCCAUGAGGAGCUCUGUUCUGUUUGGUGCUCCAUCUGUCUUGCCUUCCUUUAUGUAAUUGUUUUGGUAGAAGCUGUCACUGCACAGGUGAUGGUGUCUAAUACUGCAGUCUUUUACUAUUUUUAGUUUGUAAUAAGAUGAUUCUUGGAUGUCUGUAUUAUGGGAAAAACACCGAAUAUCAAGAAAGCAAAACUUGGAUGAAGUAACAGUCUUUGAAGGAACUAAUAUGUGGAAAUAUUUCCCUAAUUCCUCGUGUUAGUCCUUGAGAACCUGUUAUAUUAUUGUCAAAAUCUCUUUACGGACCUUUUUAAAAGACUCUCAGUUUCGUAGUGUUAAAAAGUUGAUUCUCUCCCCCUGGUGUAAGACAUUUAUGUGCUGUUAGUGUUCCGGUGGUCUAUUCAUUAACAUAUCUUACUCUUCCGAUAGUGGUUUUCCUCUCCUCUGCCCAAUGUAGCUUAUGCUAGACAUACUUCAGCGACGGGCAAAGUAUGUCAUUGUUGAUUGGUUUUUAUGGAUUUUAGAGUACCAAAACAAAAUCUCACAUACUCGAUAUGAUUCAAUUUUAAAUACCUGUGUUCCUUACUUUGCCAUUACUGAACCGAAAGCUUGGUAAGUUAGUAUCAUCUUUCACACCUGAGUUUUAUGAAGUUAACUAAGGACAAUCAUUGUGAAAUUCUAUUCUGACAUAUGCAUUGUUGAUGAAUGCAAAAGAGCUGACUUAGGCUGAUUAUACUGUUACUAAGGUUGGCUGGGCAUAGUUCAAAUUGGCACCUGGGCCUAGUGAUGAUCCUUUCAUAUUUGACUAUAUUUACAAAAAGACCAAGACAAACGGGAUUUGUUAUCUUAAUAGAUAUUCAGAUUACAAAUUAAAGGGAACAAAGGUAGGUUUAAUGGCAUUAAGAAAUGAUAAACAGAUUACUUGUUGCCGAUAGAUGUGUGGGCAUACUCGGAGAGAUAUGAUUAGUGUUAGAGAAUCAUAAAUAUAUAUGUUUCCUUGUGUAUAAUAUUCUAGCUGAUUUCUAGGGAUUUAGAUAUUUAGUUACCUUAGCUAGCCUUUUCUUUACUUGUAUUUAAAUCAUUGUAUUCUUUGAAUAAUAGACAAGUUAUUCUCUGCAUACCUUCUCUGAAUUACAUGGUAUCAGAGCGGGCUUUAAUAUUUCGUCGGAGUUUUGUCAACUUCUGUCGCCGGAAGUUGUGGUGACUCAUCGGAGUUGGUCAGUAUCUUAGACUGGUGCUCGAGAAUUGAAAAUCGACCAUCACCCAUCUAUCCAGCACCUACCGAUCUACAUUUAUCCAGAAUCUGGUUGCUGAUAAUUCCAGGUUUCGUGAAAUCAUGAGCCAGCGAUUAUUUCCCGGUAGGAUUAUUCCGGCCAGCGUGUGUGGGGGCGUGGAGGUCCACUUUGGUCUGAUUUCGCACUGAAGUUUCCGUCAUAUUUGUUUGUGGUCUCAUGAUCUGUGACCUUUUUUUUUUUUUUUUUAAGGAUAAACACCACGAACCAGGUUCAUUCUUGAACAUAUUUGAUUCUUCUUUUGCUGCUGAUCAAAUCAGGUUCUUUCUCAAACGGAUUUGAUUUCGAAUCUGCUUUUGCUGCUGCUUUUCGAUUUGUUUGAGACUGAAUAUUGUGUUAAAUCUGCUAGUGAUUGAGUCUAAACUUUACGAUUAUAGUUUGACUCUGUUGCUCUUUGAAAUUGUUUGCUGGGAAUAUUUUCCGGUAUUAAGGAAAGCUGUCUUUCCAAUAUUUUGACUGUUGGGAGAGCAAAUCUUCAACGUGGUCUGCAUUUGGUGGAAUAACUUGUUGGUUUGUUCAGUGAUUUCUCUUUGGUGUAAAGUGGUUGGUCUUUGGUUGUCAUUGCUCUGUUGGUUAUUGGUGUUCUAAUCUGUCUUAAGAUAUUGCGAUUUGCCCACAAAAAAAAAAAAAAUCUGUUGGAAAAUGAAUAGAGGAGGAGGAAAUGUUGCACAUAACAAUGACUUUAGUAACGUUGCCUGUCAUUAUUGCCAUGAACUGGGACAUAUGAAAUGGUACUGUAAGAAAUUGCAAGGUCGCAAUCAGAGAACUCAAGGGGGUAAUCCUAUUGUUGCUUCUACUCCAUCUUCUGAUAAAAUAAUUCUGGUUUCAGCUAAGGAUUUUGAUAAAGUUUCUCAAUAUCAGAAAUCAUUAAAAGAAUAUCCUUCAGUUAAUACACCUUGUUGAGUUCGCCAAAUUCUCUCAGUGUCAGAAGUCAUUGAAGGAAUCUACAGUUUGCCAAAUUCUCUCGGCGUCAAAAGUCAUUGAAGGAAUCUACUUCAGUUCUUACCCUUGCUGAGUCAGGAAAAACAUGUCUUAUUUCUUCUUCAAGCAAAUAUGUGAUUGAUUCCGGAGCUACAAAUCACAUGACAGGUAAUCCUAAUAUAUUUUCCACCUUUCAUUCACACGAAGCACCCUCUCCAGUUACUGUAGCGGAUGGAUCAACUUGUAAUAAUGUUGGAUAUGGGACUGUUAAACCAACCUCAUCUAUUACCCUAUCUUGUAUUAAGUCUUCCAAAGUUGGCUUUUACUUUGAUUUCUGUUAGCAAAAUUACCAGAGACCUUAAUUGUUAUAUUUCGUUUUUUCCCGAUCAUCGUUUGUUUCGUGAUCUUAAGACGAAUCAGGUUAUUGGUAAACGAUAUGUAUUUGGUGAUCUAUACAUCCUUGAUGAAUGGGAACCUCACUCUGUUGCCUGCUCUAGUGUCGUGUCUCCAUUUGAAGCACAUUGUCGAUUGGGACAUCCUUCUCUACCUCUGUUGAAGAAGCUCUGUCCUCAGUUCCAAAAUAUUUCUUCAUUGGAAUGUGAGUCAUGUCGAUUUGCAAAACAUCAUCGUAGCUCACUAAGUCGAAAGGUUAAUAAGUGAGCAGAGUCGGCUUUUGAGUUAGUUCAUUCUGAUGUGUGGGGAUCAUGUCUUGCCGUUUCCAAAACUAGGCACAAGUAUUUUGUCACUUUUGUGAAUGAUUUCUCUCGGAUGACUUGGAUUCAUUUUAUGAAGAGUCGCUCGGAAGUGUUUACUCACUUUUGUGCCUUCUGCACUGAAGUCAAAACUCAAUUCAAUGCUUUGGUACGUAUUUUAAGGAUUUCAGUCGUAUAUGAGACACGGUAUUCUCCAUUAUUCUUCAUGUGUUGAUACACCCUCUCAAAAUGGAGUUGCUGAGAGGAAAAAUAGGCAUCUACUUGAGACAGCUCGAGCACUUUUGUUCCAAAUGAAGGUUCCUAAAUAGUUUUGGGCAGAUGCUGUCUCUACGGCUUGUUUUUUGAUUAAUCGCAUGCCAUCGACUGUGCUUGCUGGUAAUAUGCCUUACAGUGUUCUUUUUCCAAACAAGUCACUAUUUCUGGUGGAGCCUAAGGUGUUUGGAAGCACAUGUUAUGUUCGAGAUGUUCGACCAUUUGUUACCAAGUUGGAAAGGCAUUGGAGUGCAUUUUUCUGGGCUAUUCUCGCCUUCAGAAAGGGUAUCGUUGUUAUUCUACUGCACUUGGAAAAUAUCUGUUGUCAACUGAUGUUGCAUUUUUUGGAAACUACACCAUUCUUCUAUGCACCUCCCGUUUCUACAAGUCAGGGGGAGGAAGAUGAAUGGCUAGUCUACCAGGUUACUAGGGUUGUGCCAAAAAGAUCAGAUGAUGUUGUUUCUCAUACAUCGCCCAGUUCAGUUGAUCACCAAUCGACUAUUAUACCUGCCGCACCAGAUCCACCUACAAGACCGCCAAUUGUUCAGGUUUACUCUAGGAGGUGAGAGACUAAUGAUACAUACCCUACACCAGUUUCUUCAUCAUCAGCUCUUCCGGAAAAUCUUGACCUUCCUAUUGCUCUUCGCAAAGGUACACGUACUUGCAAAUCCAUAUAUUCCAUUGCUAAUUUUGUUUCCUAUGACCACUUAUCUCCAAAGUCUAGAUCUUUGAUUGCGUCUCUAGACUCCAUUACUGUACCCAAAACAGUGAAAGAGGCUUUGAAUCAUCCUGGAUGGUCUGAAGCAAUGCUUGAGGAAAUACAUGCCUUAGAGGAAAAUCACACUUCGGGAUUUAGUGGAUUUACCUAGUGGAAAGAAAGCAGUGGGUUGCAAAUGGGUCUUUGCGGUUAAAGUUAACCCAGAUGGCUCUUUGGCGAGACUUAAGGCUAGACUUGUGGCUAAAGGAUAUGCUCAAACGUAUGGGGUGGAUUAUUCAGACACCUUCUCCCCGGUUGCUAAACUCACUUCUGUCCGCUUGUUCAUUUCUUUAGUUGCUUCUGAGAAUUGGCCUUUGCAUCAGUUAGAUAUCAAGAAUGCAUUCCUUCAUGCUAAUCUCCAGGUCGAGGUUUAUAUAGAGCAACCACCAGGUUUUGUUGCUCAGGGGAUCUGUCAUUUGAAGAAGUCCUUGUAUUGCUUGAAGCAGAGUCCCUGGGCUUGGUUUGAAAAUUUAGUGAGGUAGUUCAGGAAUUUGGACUGAAAAAGAGCAAAUGUGAUCAUUCAGUCUUCUACAGGCAAUCAUCGGCUGGAACUGUUCUCCUUGUUGUAUAUGUUGAUGAUAUUGUUAUUACAGGAAGCGAUUAUGCAGGAAUCUCUUCUCUCAAGUCUUUCUUGCAUACUAAGUUUAACACGAAAGACUUGGGACAACUGAAAUACUUCUUAGGAGUGGAAGUCACUAGAAGCAAGAAGGGAAUUUUUCUAUUUCAGAGGAAGUAUAUUCUUGACCUUCUUGCAGACUUUGGAAAGUUGGCAGCCAAACCCUGCAGUACUCCAAUGUCUCCCGGUGUACAUCUUAUGAAAGAUGAUGGUGAUCCUUUUGAUGAUCCGAAGAGAUAUAGAAGGUUGGUUGGAAAGUUAAACUACCUUAUUGUGACUCGUCCGGAUAUUGCUUUUGCGGUAAGCGUAGUUAGUCAGUUCAUGUCCGCACCUACAGUCAAACAUUGGGAAGCUUUGGAACAAAUUCUAUGUUACUUGAAAAGAGCUCCUAGACUUGCCAUAUUGUAUAGCAAUCACGGCUAUACUCGUGUGGAGUGUUUUGCAGAUGCUGACUAUGCUGGAUCCAAAAUUGAUGGAAGAUCUACUACAGGCUAUUGUGUCUUUGUUGGAGGAAACCUAAUAUCUUGGAGGAGUAAGAAGCAAGGUGUUGUAUCUCGAUCCAGUGCAGAAUCCGAGUACAGAGCUAUGUCACAGUCUACGUGUGAGAUUAUGUGGAUACAUCAUCUUAUAACUGAAAUUGGGUUAAAGCAUUAUACACCAGCAAAACUUUGGUGUGAUAAUCAGGCUGCUUUUCAUAUUGCCUCAAAUCCAGUGUAUCAUGAAAGAACAAAACAUAUUGAGGUUGAUUGUCAUUUUAUUCGUGAGAUUCAGGAAAACCAGAUUUCCACUGGCUACGUGAAGAUGGGAGAGAAACUAGCUGAUGUGUUCACAAAAGCAUUGAAUGGAACUCGAGUUGAUUACCUUUGUAACAAGCUGGGCAUGAUCAAUAUCUAUGCUCCAGCUUGAGGGGGAGUGUUAGAGAAUCAUAAAUAUAUAUGUUUCCUUGUGUAUAAUAUUCUAGCUGAUUUCUAGGGAUUUAGAUAUCUAGUUACCUUAGUUAGUCUUUUCUUUACCUUUAUUUAAAUCAUUGUAUUUUUUGAAUAAUAGACAAGCUAUUCUGUGCGUCAAUGACGGGACAAGGUGGUAGUGGCAUCAAUGACAGACAAGAUGAGGGAAGCGAGGCUAAAAUGGUUCGGACAUGUGGAGAGGAAGUGUGAGAGGUUGGCUGUAGCAGGAGUUAGGUAGAGGUAGGCCAAAGAAGAGCUGGGGGGAGGUGAUUAGACAGGACAUGACACAUCUUAAGCUGAUUGAGGACAUGAUCUUAGAUAGGAAGGUAUGGAUGUCGAGGAUUAGGGUAGAAGGGUAGUACGUAGCUUAGGG